Messenger RNA from Pristis pectinata (smalltooth sawfish), 3480 nucleotides. It is a transcript of the gene vstm4a, whose product is annotated as V-set and transmembrane domain containing 4a. NCBI's taxonomy places the organism in Eukaryota, Metazoa, Chordata, Chondrichthyes, Rhinopristiformes, Pristidae. Bases 378 to 1427 code for a protein of 349 amino acids. The transcript has 9 exons. The record is from RefSeq and is a predicted model, not a curated record.
UGCUAGGCAGCAGGCUCUGUAACUGGCAGCUUUUUGCUGUGCCAUUGCGCCCACUCACUGGAAAGUUUUUUAACCCCAGGCAACUUUUCUUACAGCCAAAACGUGGAGCUGCUCUGUCUGUCUUCCUGCAGCUGGGCGUCUUCAUCUGCACCAUAUGUGCUGACAAUGAACUUCAAUCAGGCUUGUUCUCUUUAAACAUCGACUGAAAGAAGUUCCUUGCCUGUUGGACUACAGAGGAAAUGGCAUUUCCUACAUUCGUGGAGAGAAGAUUGUGUGUGCACAGAGAAUGAGGAGUCGGGAGCACACAGCUCGCCGACUUAUUACAUAACAUGUCAGACGCUUGUACGCUUGAUUUAAACAGCUGGCUUCUAUGAAGCAUGCAAACCCUGGGAGUAGUGCUGCUGUUGACAAAACUCCUGACAACAGAUUUCUGUGAGGGCCUGAGUGUUAUUGUAACCCCGGGGCCUGUGGUGGAGUUCACUGAAGGGCAGCGGGGGAGUCUGUUCUGCCGAGUGUCCCAACAGAAUAGACGGAGGAACAGUUACUUGUCUCUGGUGUGGCUCUUCUCAAAUUCAGAGAACAACAAUCAAAGAAUCCUGAGACUGAACCGGACAGGUCAUGUACAAGCAUUUCGGAAUUGCAGGGAGCACCAUUGUGAGCUCCAGUUCUUUCAACAAGGUGCAGCCAAGGUCUUUGUAUUGAUCAUCAACAAAUUUCACAACACAGAUGAAGGGCAUUACAGAUGCAAGGUUCAGGAAAUUGCAUACCUAAAUAGGAAGUGGCUGUCAAUAUCGAAUGGAGAAAAUGCCACAGAAGUGAAAGUGCGUGUACUGAGGACAACUACAGUGCUGAUCCCCCAGAGCACACGUCAGACUUGGACAGUCUUUGAAGAUUCUCUUCCGGAAACUUCCACUCUGCUGAUUUCUAGGAACACUAAAGAAGAAUGGAAAGUAUUUGAAGUUUCAGAUCUGUAUCUUUAUGUGACACUGGUGUGCUCUGUGGGCAUCUUAUCGGUGAUGCUUUUUGCAGCAGUUAUCAUUUGUCAGAUUCUGAAGAACAGGAAGAAGAUAAGAGCGAGGAAAUACUUGACAAAAGAACCUAAUAGCAGUUCAGGAGAAAUGGCGACAACUCCAGUGAGCUCACCCAUAUUCCAAAGCAAAGCGGAGAAGAAAAAAAUUGCAGCUCGUGAUGCACCUCCACCAGUCCCGGUGAAAAUACCAAGAAGAGAGGCAUCCUCCAAAAGAAAGUUCUUGAAGAAACAUGAUGCCAAAUCCAUUCUGCCUCGGAUCAUGGAAGACAGCCUGACCUACGCUGAGCUGGAACUGAUGCCCACACAGCCAACUGCCCCACCUGUGACGAGCUCUCCGAGCCCCCAGAGUCCCUCCACAGUCUACGCCAAGAUCUUCUUUUCCAAAAACCAGAGUUAAUUAACUCCUGCCAGAACAGCUUCAAGAACUUCACAGUUAAUGCUGGACCUGGUGACUGAGGUGAUACUGUGGCCCAGUAGGAGUUCUCCAGGACUGGUGAAACAUGUGUGAACUUGCCACUGCAGCUGGAGAAAGGCCUGGACCAUGGUUCCUAGGCUAAAACGUCAGCUCAAAGCCUGCUUGUGUGAGGGGUGAAAGUCAUCUUGUCUACUCCAGGCUGUCUUCUCAGUCCUGGCCUUAUGCCGGCCCCUGGGCUCUGUUCCACCGACCUGUACACAAGAAUUGGCUGUGUAGGAAAUUUGGGGUUGGGGGUCACCUCUCCAUGGCAACAAAGAAGGAUGCGUGUGUGUUUGUAAAAAAAUAUAAAAUAAUUUAAUUGGUGUAUACCGACAAUAAGGUUUUAUGAGUGAACAACUGACUGUGUGAAUGCAGAAGCAAUUGUGAACAUAUAUAGUUUGCUAAAUUUACUUGAUAAUGCUCCUAUGAGGCUUUACUACGAUAAAAGUGCUAUAAGCAUGCAGUUUGUUGUUCUGCACAUAUGGGUAAAUGAUUGAGUAAAGGUCAGUGUACCUCAUUAUAUAUUACAAUGUAAGUGUGCGUGAUCAUUGUUGUGCUUGUGUGUGUGUGUUUCUCUGUACACAUGCACAUGUGUGUGUGUAUAUGUGUGCAUAUGUUUCUGUGUAUGAUGAAAGAGCGUACACCUACGUGUGUGAGAGUGUGCAGCUGUAUGUGAAUGCAUGAGUGUGUGAGUGAACAUGUGCACAUCAGUAGAUGUGUGCGCAUAGGAGGAUGUGGACAACUUUCUGUGUGUGUGUGUGUGUGUGUGUGUGGUUUAUGUUUGUGCAUGUGUAUGUACGAGUGUGUGUCUGUGUGUGUUUGUGCAUGAGCGUGUAUGUGUGUGUGUGUGUGUGUGUGAGAGCCAGUGUUAACUUGGCACCAUAAUCCUUACUCUUUAUAUAGAACCUGUACUCAAUGAAUUUCUUUAACAAUUUGUUAACAGUCAGUACCAAACAGCAGUGGGGCCACUGACGUCAGUUGAAGUCCCAGCCUGUUGCCCUCCUCAGUUACAUCAAGCAGAACUGUGGGAGAUCGCCGCUAGAAACCUCCGGAAUGGAACUCGACGUGGACGGUCUUCAGCGCUUCAUAGUGGCUGCAGCAGCCACCAUCUUGGUUGCAGGAAUCAGCCAAGGCAGACAAAAGUAAACCUAAACCUGACUGAAUACUCCUGUAAAAUGACUGGGGGAAGCUCCUCGAACUCUAGGCACCGGGCAAAUUCCAAAACGGCUUGUCAUCUCUUGCCUGAUUCUAUAGGCAGUGUGAUUUCAGUUUUAUCUUCAAUGUAUAAGGAUUUCAGUUAGUGAAUUACUUGAAUUGUGUGUUUCUGUACUGAGUUCCAUAAUGUAAUGAAAGAUGUGGGCUUCUGUAUGCAAAAAACUUCAUUGUAAAGGCAGAAUGGUAAUAAUGCUGAAUAAUAAACCAUAGUGGUUUUAUGCUUUCAUAACAUACACAGCUGCCCAGAUUUAGAUAAAACCAACACUGCUUUCACAUUGUAUAGGAACUCCAGCUGUAACAGCAGGCUCCUUCAGUUCCAGCUGUGCCUGAUACUCGUUGCAGACAGAAGCCUCAAGCUAUUGGUGCAGUCUGGGUGAACUCAGCAGAAGUAGCCCAAUAAGUCACAAAACCUAAAAUGUAAGAGAGCUGUGCCCACAAUCACUACGGCUUAGAACAGGCCAUGCCCAGGUGAGCUUCAGUAUGGCACCAGGAACAGUUCCUGCUCUUCACUCCAACCACCUCAGAGGGCUGAAAGUGAUUAGGUAUAGAGAAAAUUCUAGAACAAGGCUGAUGGGUUUAUGGAUACCGAGGAAUAUUGGGUCAGAUACUCAGUGAUGAAGCAGGUUGCAAGUUCAUCUCUAGGGUCAAGCACAGCACAACCAGAUCAAUGAAAUUCUCCUUCUGAUAAACUCAUCACAGCAGAGGAAGGCCCUUCUACUGUCUUGUUCUGUGUUGCAUAUCGUAGAGCUUUAGAUCAUUAAUUUGUUCCAAUUCCCAAACC